Molecule: messenger RNA, 1670 nt
Organism: Tribolium castaneum (red flour beetle)
Lineage: Eukaryota; Metazoa; Arthropoda; Insecta; Coleoptera; Tenebrionidae
Product: mucin-22-like
Exons: 2
Coding region: 57-1589 (510 amino acids)
Source: RefSeq, a predicted model, not a curated record
UAUGCAAAUUUGAAUUGUAGUGUAGUGUUACAUUUUUUUGCUAACAAACGCACAAAAUGUUGAAAUUUUUGUUAAUCACAUGUUUAAUUAUUAUAGAAUAUGAAACACGAAAUAUUUAUAUAUCUGGUGGGUUUCACUACAAAGGAAAAGGAAACUCUAAAAUUUAUGUUGUAAAGUCUGAACCUCCAUCACAGUUCAAUCCGAUAAUUUCAGAGUGUAAUAGAAAGAAAUGCGUCAGUGAUGAAGUGUGUUAUUACAAUAAAUGUUGUUACGAAAGUUUGUGUGGCCAUAAUAUAUGCAAGAGAACGUGUGACGAAACACAAGACAUUGCAAUUAAGGAAACAACUACUUUUGCUGCUACGGAAGAUACUCAUAGUACAAGUAUUACUGAACUAGAAGAUUCGUCUACUACUACAGAAACCACACUUUUUCCCACGACAACAACUACACUUAGCACUAUUAGUUCCACUUAUAAUGAACCAGAAGAGACUACAUUCAGUACAAGUGAUAUUACUGAAACUACUUCUGUUAUUACGACAACCAUCACAGAUUCGAGUACUUCAGAAGGAACUUCUACGGUUACUACAAUUUCUCCUGCUACUACAACCGUAGUUUCCUCUACUAUCACAGAAAAUCAUACUUCGGGUACUUCAGAAGACACUUCUACAAUUAGUACCACUGAUUCCACAACUUAUGUUACCGAAACAACUACAAAUUCAACAAUUAUACCUACUUUUGCUUCUUCUACUGAAACUGAUAGAUCUGGUACUUCAGACGACUUGAAAGAUCAUACUUUUACUUCUAGUACUAUUGUUACUAGUACUUUAACAACAACUCAAUCAACUCAAACAAAUGAGGACGUUAGUACUACGACUGUUGAAAUUAAGACAACAAGUAAGUAUGACGAUACUAGUGAAGUUGAAGGAAGUGGGGCUAUAAGUACUUCCUCACCAAAUGUCAAUAAAGAUGAUAAUAUAACGUUUGUGGACGAAGAUGAAAAUGGGAGCGGAAGUGGAGAUGGUAUAGCAAUACGUCACGAAAACAAAAAUCAAAAAAUUGUAAAAAAAGAAGUAGAAUCUGGCGAUUUUAUUUUUAUCGAUAGUACGUCAAAACCAAAAGAAGAUAAAUAUUUUAGUAUUGAUGCGAUAUCGCAAAUCGGUGUUACAACAAUUCCCACAUACAGCACGAAAAGUGUUACUUUACAGAAAAACAAUGUAAAGAACAUUUUAGAAAAGGAAUUCUUCUUUGACGACAGUGAAGAUGGUACUGACGAUAAGUACUCCGGUAGUGGAGGUUCUCAAGAUCAUUAUGAUGGUGAUAAUUAUUCCGGUAGUGGAGACGAUGAAGAUGUUGUUAGUGACAAGCACCCAGGCAAUGAAGUGGAUAAAAUAUUAAUAAACGAAGAAUUAGAUAAAAAUUCUACAGUCAAAGAAACUGACAAGGAUUUUGAGGACUACUUGGACGUCAUCUCCAGUGAUCUUUUGGCUAUGAAUCUUACCAGCAUCAGCGAUGAUUACUUCAUCAUUGUUGAUGGUUAUGACUACUCGUUUGGUGGUCAAGAAAAAGAAAUUGAAGACAACAUUGUUUAAAUUUAUCUGCUGUAUAAAGUGCAAAUAAUGUUUUGAUAUUUUUAUGUGUCAAGGUAUCCCGAAUAAAAACGUUUUUGUAAA